AUGGCUGAUGCAAGAAACGUUAAUGAAGAUGAUGAUGAAAUGACUAGACAAGAAGCAUUUAAUAGCAAAGUCGUAGAGGUGGCGGAAGAAGUUAUGCAAGCUAAUUUUCCCCGAUUAGCUCAAGAAGUAGAAAGCCAGGUUUUGGGAGUCGUGGAUGCUAUGAUGACUAGCAAGAUCGAGGAAUUGAAAGAACUGAUUGAGGGGUCUAAAAGUAAAGGCAAAGAACGACGAUGCACGUAUAAAGAUUUCGUGGCAUGCAAUCCUGCAACGUACGAUGGUAAAAUCGACCCGAUCGCAUGCCAAAGAUGGAUUUCAAACAUAGAAGCGGUAUUCAUACGAAGUCAGUGUGAUAAGGAAGAUCAGGUGAUGUUCGCUACUGGCCAACUCACUCUCCAGGCGAAAGAUUGGUGGGAUGCGCAUGGCAAGGAAAUAGGGGAGGAUAGACUCCGAAUGAUGACUUGGCAAGAAUUUAAGGAGCCCUUUAUGAGAUACCAUUGCCCUCAGUCGGCUAUUGAUAAGAUUCAGGAAGAUUUCUUGCGCCUCCGACAGAAAAACGAGUCAAUAAACGAAAUAUCAAAUAUUUUCAUGGAUAAGAUGAAGUUCUGUGGGGAUUUCGUGAAGACUGAAAGAAUGAAGAUCAAUCGUUUUUACGGAGUAUUAAAGGCGGAAUUUAGGGAGUUCAUCACUCCCUCGAAAUGUGAGACCCUUGAUGAAUUUAUCAAUCUGGCACGAGAUAGAGAAAUUGAGAUUAAAAGGCAAGAAGAGCAUGGUGAAAAGAGAUCAAGUGAAAAAGGUGCAAGUUCGAGCCCAUCUAAAAAGGGGAAGUAUCAAGAGCAAGGUAGGAACGAUAAGUCGAGGGGUGGUAUUACGCCUUGCAAGACUUGUGGGAAACUUCACACUGGAGAGUGCUUGUUAGGCAAGAAGGGGUGCUACAAAUGUGGUAAGGAGGGACAUUCAUCUUAUCAAUGUCCAAAUAACCCGAAGACUUGCUUCAAUUGUUUUGAGAAGGGACACAUCAAGUCGAAAUGA
Molecule: messenger RNA, 1029 nt
Organism: Helianthus annuus (common sunflower)
Lineage: Eukaryota; Viridiplantae; Streptophyta; Magnoliopsida; Asterales; Asteraceae
Exons: 1
Coding region: 1-1029 (342 amino acids)
Molecular function (GO): nucleic acid binding; zinc ion binding
Source: RefSeq, a predicted model, not a curated record